Messenger RNA from Rubroshorea leprosula, 685 nucleotides. NCBI's taxonomy places the organism in Eukaryota, Viridiplantae, Streptophyta, Magnoliopsida, Malvales, Dipterocarpaceae. The record is from the annotation of a GenBank genome assembly.
AGGACACAAUUGAUAAGCAUGUUUUCCACCAAAAAACCAUUGAAAAUUCCAGGUUGCAAGCCGCUUUGCUUUGAGGAUACCUCCAAGUAUAUCUUUCAAUAUCAUCCGGGUGAUCCAAUGUAUGAACGGAUUGGUCGUCCUGCGACUCAAAUCAAAAAGGCUGCAGAUGGAAUUUUGGUCAACUCGUGGCAUGAUCUUGAGCCCACAACACUCGAAGCCUUGAAGAACAUUGUAGAAGUUCCGGUUUUACCCAAUUGGUUGCUGAGCUGGCUUGGGGGUCUAGACCUAAGCCGGCAGAGGUUUGUUUGGGUGGUGCGUCCUCCUGUUGAGGAUGAUGCAUCCGGAUCCUUUCUGACGUUAGGCAACCGGGCUAAUGAUAAUCCGGAGCACUACUUACCCGAUGGGUUCUUGACCCGAACCCGUGAUAGAGGACGGGUGAUUCUGAUAUGGGUCCUACAAGAAGUGAUAUUACAACAUCCAUCAAAUUGGUGCAUUCCUAACACAUUGUGGGUGGAAUUCAGUGAUCAUGGUCAGUGGGAUUCCCAUGAUUGCGUGGCCGCUCUACGCCGAGCAGAAAAUGAACGAUGUUGGCUGAGGAGCUUGGAGUGGCUAUCCGAUCAAAGGCACAGCUGUCGGGUGAAGUUGUGGGGAGAGAAGAUAUAGAAAAUAAGGUGAUUAAGAUUAU